Parascedosporium putredinis is the source of this 861-nucleotide messenger RNA. The record is from the annotation of a GenBank genome assembly. Lineage: Eukaryota; Fungi; Ascomycota; Sordariomycetes; Microascales; Microascaceae.
AUGGCCAUCUUCAGCAUCGGUCCCCUGCUCGGUCCCAUCAUCGGCCCCGUUGCCGGAGGUUUCCUUGCCGACGCCGAGGGCUGGCGCUGGAUCUUCUGGGUCCUCGCCAUUGCCAUCGCCGUGCUCGCCAUCGGCAUGGCCAUCUUUAUGCGCGAGACCUAUGCCCCCGUCCUUCUCGAGCGCAAGGCGGCCCGCCUCCGCAAGGAAACUGGCAACCCUCUGCUCCGCUCCAAGCUCGACACCGGCCUCUCCCCGCGCGACCUCUUUGUCCACAGCAUCGUCCGCCCUUGCAAGCUCCUCAUGUUCGACCCCAUCUCCAUCAUCUUCGCCCUCUACCUCGGUGUUGUCUACGGCUACCUCUACCUCAUGUUCACCUCCAUCACCCAGGUCUUCACCCUCUCCUACGGCUUCUCCGCCUCCAACGUCGGCCUCGUCUUCCUCGGCCUCGGCGUGGGUUCCAUGAUUGGCGUCGUCUUCUUCUCCGUCACCUCGGAUCGCUACAUCAAAAAACGCGCGGCGGAGGCCGAGGUCAAGGCCGCCGAGACCGGUAUUCCCUCCGAGGGCAUGAAGCCCGACCACGUCUUCAUCGGCAUCGCCAUCCUCAUCAUCAUGCUUUCCCUGCAAAUGUACCUCGUCGACGCCUACACCAUCUACGCCGCCUCCGCCCUCGCCGCCAACACCGUCGUCAGGUCUACCGCCGGCGCCGUGCUACCGCUCGCCGGCCUCGAAAUGUACGAGAAGCUCGGCAUCGGCUGGGGCAACAGCUUGCUCGGCUUCGUCUCUCUUGCUCUCGUCCCCGUACCCUUCUUGAUCAAGAAGUACGGCGAGACGCUGAGGAAGAAGUACCAGCCCAAGCUUUAA